Styela clava is the source of this 3159-nucleotide messenger RNA. RefSeq names its product P-selectin-like. The record is from RefSeq and is a predicted model, not a curated record. Lineage: Eukaryota; Metazoa; Chordata; Ascidiacea; Stolidobranchia; Styelidae.
GUUUUAAUCCCUCUUGGUAUAUAAGCGGUUCUGUUCGCUCACAAAAUUACAAAUCGGAGUUGAAACACACAUUUGAAGUUGUUACAAGCAAGCUCUUGAAACAUGGACGCGAAGAAAUUUUUCAUAUUGAUAGCAUGUUGCUUUGCUGCGACUUCCGAAGCCCUUCGUUGCAUUAGUUGCGAUAACGCGCAAAGUCACGACGACUGCAAGACAAACGGAAAAAUUGUGACCUGCCAAGAAAACGAACAAUCAUGUCAUGCUCAAGUACGAAUCCAUAGCGGAGUGACAAGAAUAACUAAAAGAUGUAAACAGCAGCACGCUUGCGAAAACAACGUCAAACAGAACACUAUGCCAUCAGGACCUUCAACACAAUGUAACUCCGGUACCGAGAACUCUGUUUGCCAUUGUUGUUGUUUUACCGAUGAAUGCAACCACUUGGAUGGCUGCAUUGGAACGCCUGUGACGGACAUAUUGCCAACACUUGCUCCAGACAGAAGAUCCGGUGACAAAUGUGAGACUCCAUCACCCAUUGAAAACGGUAAAUUUGAUUGUAUCGGAGGCAACAUAAUCGGAGGAUUUUGUAGUUAUACAUGCAAUCCAGGAUUCGAGUUGGUUGGAGAAAUCAUCACAACAUGUCUACCCGCCGGUGCACUUGGAUCCAUCUACCAGCCUUUUCCACCAGUUUGUCAGAGAACAACUUGCCCCUCAAACACGACGAUUUCUUCGGGUGCAGUUAGAGGGAAUUGCUCUGACGAGGACAAUAUCGGGAGCGUGUGCGAGAUUUCUUGUGAAGAGAGUUAUUUUCAAGUCGAUGAACUGAGCAUUAUAUGCCAAGAAAACGGACUGUGGUCUGAUUCUACUGGUUAUUGCUUGGAAAAAACUUGUCGCGUUCGAAAACCUCAAGGUCUGCUGUUCACGUCAUGUAGUGAUGAUAAUGACCUGAAUAGCACGUGUACGUUUUCUUGCCCAGCUGAAUAUGUUUUGAUAGGAGCCUUGACAUCUGUUUGCCGUGACGUCGGAACUCCAAUCGCGAAAUGGAGUUCGCCUAUGCCGAAAUGCAAAUUGAACAAGUGCAAAAGACGUCCAGUGGCACCCAAGCACGGUAUCAUACAAUGCAUGGGAGAUGACACGAUUGGAGAUAAAUGUAGAUUCUCGUGUAUAAAGGGUUACAGACUUAUCGGACAAAAAUCAACUACAUGCAUGGAUCUUGGAAAUGAUGGCGUCAAGUAUGUGCCGUUUAGUGCUACGUGCGUCGAGGUCAAAUGCGAACCAGUGAAACCGGAAGACCCAUUCAUGGGAACAAUUACCUCCUGCAGGGAAGGAAAUUUCUAUCAGAGUACUUGUGUGGCAUCGUGCAAUGCUGGUUACCACGCCAUUGGUUAUUUGACGUCAGAGUGCCAGGAGACAGGAAAAUGGUCAGAGUUUAGUGGAUAUUGUAAAGAGGUGCUGUGUAAUGAUAUCAAAACUCCAGCGUUUGGAGCUCGGGCAUGUACGUUUGGAGCAAUUCACAAACAAGGACAGGUCUGUGAGUUCAGAUGUUCAAAGAAUCAUAUUCUUGUCGGAGACAAACGAAUUACAUGCAUGUAUAAUGACAAUUCAGUUGGAAGAUGGACUAAUGUACCACCAACGUGUAAACGCGUUGAGUGCGAACCAUUAGAGGCACCUAGCAACUCAAGAAUCAAGUGCAAACGUGACUUUAAAGUCGGUAGUGUCUGCACAUAUUCUUGCGAUUUUGGAUAUUGGCUUGGUGGUGGAAAUGCCCAGAGGACAUGUUCUCUCCAUGACACUAUUCCUAAAACAGGUGUAUGGAAAGGAAAGGAACCUUUUUGCGCCCCAAUCACGUGUAGAAAUGCACCGAAGUAUUUAGAAUUUGGAACUGUCUCAUGCAACGGUGAUAAAGUUGGAAACAUUUGUAACUUUAAGUGCAGUGCAGGUUACACUAUGAUUGGAAAAAGAAAUUCUAUCUGCAAAAACUCUGGAAGUAAACAAUAUGGUGCCUGGUCGGAAUCAGUACCUACGUGCAAAGCUCUACAAUGCAAUGAACCUGGAAUUUUGAAGCACGGUGAAAUUUCAUGUUCUAAUGACACCGAUGUAAACUCAGUGUGUGAAUACAAAUGUUUGGAUGACGGAUUUUAUCUUUACCCACCAAAUUCUAUUCAAAGCACUUGUCAAAACAAUUUAAAAUGGAGCGUUGCCAAGCCUUGCUGUGCAAAAACUUGUCCGCCACAUGCCUUUAUGGAUUUAUUGCUUUUGAUUGAUUCAUCUUCGUCCAUCACAUUGCCAAACUGGAACAAAAUGAUUGAUUUUCUAAUCGGCUUCAUUUCAGAGUUCGAUCUUUCUCUCGACUCAUCUCGUUUUGCCUUUGCAAGAUACAAUUCUGAAGUUGAUGUAGAAUCGCAGGUUAACCUUGGUCAGAUCAGAACAAAUGAAGAAUUUAUCGAGCAUCUCAGAAAUGUUCCAUAUGACGGAAGUGGAACUCGUACCGGCAAAGCAAUUACAUAUGCAGCUACUAUUUUUGAUUCGCCCGAAAACAGAGAUGAUUCUCAUGAUAUGAUUCUUCUGGUAACUGAUGGACAACCACAAGACGAUGCUGUUUUUGCCGCUGAAUAUUUCCGAGCUGUGGCAAACAAAGGAAUGAUAAAAGUGUUGCCUAUCAAGCCUACCGGCCCAUAUGACGAAGAAGCUCUACUUGGUGAGAUUACUCAAAUAGCCGGAGGUGAAGAAAACGUCAUAAUGGACGCUUGGGAAAACGGAUUUGAUGAUCUGAACGUGAAAUUAGCUAAGAAGAUUGGAGAUGUUGUGUGCGGGGAUCCUUGCUAUCACGCAAAUAUGUAAAAUUGCCAAACAUGAGUACGGUUUCUAUUCUGUACACAUAAAGUUUUUAUAUAUACAUAUUUAAAUUUUACACCAUAUAUAUGUAUUGAACUAGAUUUUUAAUAUUGACCCACAGAAAUGAUUUAUUAGUCCAUAUUACCAAUUGUUUUCAUGCUUUUUUUGCUAUUUUUUUAAGGAUUGCCUUCUAUAUAUCAUUUUUAUUCUCUUUCUUUCAUUGUUGUUUAUCGUUAUUUGUACUUUAUAUAAAACAUUGCUUAAUGUCUGUAGCACUAAAUAAUCGUAAUUUUUUACUUUUUAUAGAAUCAAAUAUAUUAUCUUACUGGA